Diospyros lotus (date-plum) is the source of this 1815-nucleotide messenger RNA. RefSeq lists its product as uncharacterized. The record is from RefSeq and is a predicted model, not a curated record. NCBI's taxonomy places the organism in Eukaryota, Viridiplantae, Streptophyta, Magnoliopsida, Ericales, Ebenaceae. Gene Ontology annotation, biological process: DNA repair; DNA replication checkpoint signaling; mitotic intra-S DNA damage checkpoint signaling. The transcript has 11 exons. Gene Ontology annotation, cellular component: checkpoint clamp complex. The coding region runs from base 189 to 1535 and encodes 448 amino acids.
CAUUGAAUAACUGCCUGGGUGGUUCCUUUCCCGCCAUGGCCCGGAGCUGCGCCUCAGCUUCUCCCAUGUUCCUCCUAUAUAAAUGCAGAAAUGGAGAACUCAGAAGUAGGUAAACUUGAAGAAGAAGAAGAAGAAGAAGAAGCAGGAGGAGGAGAAGCGGUAAGGGAAAAGGGAAAAAAGCCCAAAAGAUGGAGCUCAGCCUAAGCGGAAACGCUCUGAAAAUCUUUGCCAGGUCCAUCACGUGCCUCGCGCGCAUAGGCAACGAGGUCGCCAUUCAAGCUUCUCCUUCUCAGCUUACUAUCCACAUUCUCAACUCAUCAAGGUCUGCCUAUCAAUCAAUCACAUUUAAGCCCAGCUUUUUUGAUGCCUAUACAGUUUCUGGUACCCAGGUGCAAUGUAGCCUUCUUUUGAAGGCUAUUUGUGCUGUUCUUAGGACACCUCUUACAAAUAUUGAUCAUCUGAGCAUGCUAUUGCCUGAUCCUGAUGCAUCAAAAGUGCAAUGGACUUUACAGUGCUACAAUGGAGGUAUGAGGAAAGCCUAUUGGAUUACUUGCAAUGUUGAACCUGACAUACAACACCUUUCUCUUGAUAGGAGAAAGCUUCCUAGUAGCUUUGUGGUGAGGCCUCGUGAUUUGAACAGGUUGCUAGGUAAUUUCCAAUCAACCCUUCAGGAGAUUACUGUCAUUGCAACAGAGCACACAUCCUUACCUCCUGAUUUGGCAAGUGAAAUUGGAGGGAAAGCUGUUGAAUUUAGAAGUUAUAUAGACCCGACAAGAGAGAAUGACUCAUCAUUAUACACUCAGCUAUGGAUUGAUCCGACUGAAGAGUUUUUGCAAUAUACUCACACAGGGGACCCUGUAGAUGUUACAUUUGGUAUGAAAGAAUUAAAGGCAUUUCUUGCUUUUUGUGAAGGAUGCGAAGUUGAUAUCCACUUUUAUUUUGAGAAAGCUGGCGAGCCUAUUCUAAUGGCACCAAAAUUUGGUCUAGAUGAUGGAUCAACUUCAAAUUUUGAUGCUACUCUAGUACUUGCGACAAUGCUUACAUCACAGCUCCAUGAACAAACUCCCUCCGAACCCCCACCUGCAGCUGCCACAAUGCAUGGUCAAUCCAGUCAUGGUACUGGGUCCCAAGCACAAGAGAGAACAAGAGGGCACGUCUCUGAGCAUGCAUCUGAGCACACCAGAAUUUGGUCUGACCUUUCAGGAAGUGGAGCUAGAAAUAGUAGCGGUGCUGAAGAAAGGCAGGUUGAUAGGGGAAGAGAUCCAAAUGUUGAUGAUCAAAGGGAGAUUCAGAGAAUUAGCACAAUGCACAUUUCUAAAGCUGCGUCUGCUGCUGAAAAUGUGGCAGGUGGUCAUAAUCUCAACCAUCCAGUGGAAAUGGACCGUGCACAAGAACCUCAAGGUCGGGCAGAAAAUGUAGGUCAUAGUUUGUCGCAACGCCAUCCGAGUAACUGGGUGGAUGCUGGUGAUGAUGAAGACGAAGGGGAUGAGACUGAACUAUGCGUGCAAGCGACACCACCAUAUCAUGAAGAAUGAUAGCACUCAUAUCAUUAUCUUAAUUUAUAGGUUGUAAUACUGGAAGCUUUGCUGCAGCAGCAAGUAGGGAUGAAACGUUGCAUAUAUCGACAGGUGCAAGAAUAUAUUGCUUAUGCUAAUGCUAUUGUGUAUGUUUUUCUGCUUUUUGAGUCUCUCGUAGUGGAAGAAGAAACAUUUAGGAGGUUAAGAGAGCAUAAUGAACAUCUAGCGUAUGUAUGUAAACAACCUCCAACCUUUAGGUGGUGUAUUUUAAUGAUUUGCUUUAAUGGGUUUGAAGGUA